Messenger RNA from Dicentrarchus labrax (European seabass), 1746 nucleotides. RefSeq names its product trace amine-associated receptor 3-like. The transcript has a single exon. Gene Ontology annotation, biological process: G protein-coupled receptor signaling pathway. The record is from RefSeq and is a predicted model, not a curated record. Gene Ontology annotation, cellular component: membrane. The coding region runs from base 108 to 1103 and encodes 331 amino acids. Lineage: Eukaryota; Metazoa; Chordata; Actinopteri; Moronidae. Gene Ontology annotation, molecular function: trace-amine receptor activity.
AUGGCUGGGGAGUUGAAGAGGAGAUAAGUGAGCUGCACUAUGUCUUGUACAAGCAGAGAGCUGCUGGAGCUCAGCAGGUUCAGGUCAUCACCUACCCUCGGUGUUGGAUGAUGGACGGCCUGGAGGGAGCCGAUCUCUGCUACCCUCAGCUCCCAAACUCAUCCUGCAGGGGUUUAAUGCGUCCUCACUCUGAGGCCGUCCUCCUUCACACACUACUCUCCUGCAUCGCUGUGCUCACGGUAGCUCUCAACCUGCUGGUCAUCAUCUCCAUCUCCCACUUCAGACAGCUUCACACCCCCACCAACCUGCUCCUGCUCUCCCUGGCCACCUCAGACCUGCUCGUGGGGCUGCUGGUGAUGCCGGUGGAGAUGGUGCGGUUCAUAGAAACCUGCUGGCUGCUGGGCGACCUCAUGUGCGGUCUGUCUUACAUUAUCGGCUUCACCCUCACCUCAGCCUCUGUGGGGAACAUGGUGCUCAUAUCGAUCGACCGCUAUGUAGCUAUUUGUCAUCCUCUGCAGUACUCCAACAAAAUUACUCGCAGCAGAGUCGAGGUGUCUGUGUGUCUGUGCUGGGCAUGCUCGAUUCUCUACAACGGGCUCAUUUUAAAGGACCACCUCAGGCAGUCAGACAGACACAACUCCUGCUAUGGGGAGUGUGUGGUGGUGAUUAACAACAUCUCUGGAACCGUCGACCUUGUGUUCACGUUUAUCGGCCCCUGCUCGGUCAUCCUCGCUCUGUACAUGAGAGUGUUUAUUGUGGCGGUGUCUCAGGCUCGUGCAAUGCGGUCUCAUAUUACAGUUGUUGCAGCCGGUACAGUUACAGUCACUGCAAAGAAAUCUGAGAAAAAAGCAGCCAGAACUCUUGGUAUUGUCAUAAUGGUGUUUUUGAUGACUUUCUGUCCGUAUUACUACCCCUCUCUGGCAGGACAGGACAUGUCAAACAAUGCUUCGUCGUGGGCCAUUGUGUCCUGGCUGUUGUACUUUAAUUCUUGUUUGAACCCACUCAUAUAUGCUUUUUUUUAUCCGUGGUUCAGAAAAGCUAUCAAGUUCAUUGUGACCCUGAAGAUACUAAAGCAGGACUCCUCGCAGGCUAAUAUACUUUAAAGUCACCUUUUUCACCUUGCAAGAAAGUGAUAGUGUAGCAAAAAUCAGACUGUAUGUAUGAUUGGUUAAAUAAUUAUCAUUUAUAAAGCAAUAGCCUCUUAAAUGUGAGAAUUGUCUGACGUUCUUUGUUUUGCAUUACAGUGACAAAUAACAACAGAUAGCAUAUUUUUCUUGCAUUUUAUUACUAGACUAUUCAAUGAAAAUGAAAAUAGUUAGUCAGUAGUAUUAGUUAUUUGCAGCCCUGGUGUAAUAAUAACUUUACUAAACAAGAUUUACUUUUGCAUACAUACAAUCUUUCAGUCACUAUACUGCAACUGUAUACUUUUAAUGAUCUGGUAAGCUCCUGACAGGUGAUAUGUUCCUUAUGUUGUUGAGGACUUUGUGACAAAUACUGUCAUCAGAGGAGAACAGAAGACAGUUUGGAAUUUAGCAGCAAAGACUGAAACAUAUCUUUCUCUAGAAUAAUGAUUAUAGCUCUAAUAGUGAGCGCUGCUUUACCUCACAUGUAAAUGUGAAGCAUUGUCUUAAGUUGGUAUGUCAUCGUCAUUGUUGUCCGCUAUUCCGUUUAAAAACAGGUUUAUCAAGGUAACAUGCAAAUUAUACAUGUAAGCAUUCAGCAGCAACACGGCAUUUAGAAAGGAAC